Rotaria sp. Silwood2 is the source of this 801-nucleotide messenger RNA. NCBI's taxonomy places the organism in Eukaryota, Metazoa, Rotifera, Eurotatoria, Philodinida, Philodinidae. The record is from the annotation of a GenBank genome assembly.
AUGCUUUUUGCUGCUGAAACAAUAUUCAUGGAUGGCACGUUUUCAACAUGUCCAAGCAUGUUUGAUCAAGUUUAUACAAUUCAUGCGAUAAAAUAUGAUCAGUCCUUUCCUUGUAUUUUUGGCUUAUUACCAAAUCGACAGAAAAGUACAUAUCACUUUAUGUUUCGUGAGUUGAAAGCAGUAGCUGUACAAAUGGAAAUGAAUUUUUCACCAAAAUUAAUCAUGAGUGAUUUUGAACCAGGUCUAUUAGCUGUAGUUGCACUCGAAGUAACAAUACAACGAGUUGGCUUAUCAACAACAUAUAAUAAUGAUGAUGAUAUUAAAAAAUAUUGUCGAAAAUUAAUGGCGCUUCCUUUAAUACCAGAAGCGCUUAUUGAAGAUACUUAUGAUGAAUUAAUCGCUACAAUGCCAUCAACAUUAAAGGACACAUUAAAGGAUUUAUUACAAUAUUUUCAGGAACAAUGGCUUAACAAAGUUCCUAUUUUUCAAUGGUGUGUACAUGGUCUCAACAUCAGAACCAAUAAUAAUGCUGAAGCAUUUCAUAGUCGCUUCAAUCGUCGAGUACAAAUUAACCAUCCAAAUAUAUGGUCAUUUAUUAAGCUUCUUCAAGGAGAAGAAAACCAUUUUCAUCAUAUGUAUGUUCAAUUCAUGGCAGGCUUAGGGACACGAUCAAAACAAGCUAAAACGGUUGCUAUUCAACGUCGUAUGGAUAAACUUGGAGAAAGAUAUUAUGAUGGAGCACUAAAUGCUAUGGAAUAUCUAGAUGGUUUAUCAUUUGUAGUUGCUAAACGGAAAAAAUAA